CGCCCCGCCCUGGUUUCGGGGCGGGGCAUCCCCCACGCCUGCGCCCGCCGGGCUGCGAGAUGGCGGCGGGGCGGGCGGGCGGCGGCGGGGCGGCGCGGUACUUCACCCGCUGGUACAAGCCAGACGUGAAGGGGCGGCCGUGCGAGGACUUCUGCGUGCUGCAGCACUCCAACAGAAUCUGCGUCAUCACCUUGGCAGAAGCCCACCCUCUUCUUCAAAAUGGAAAAACAAUUAAAAGUAUUAAUUACCAAAUCAGCCCCAACUGUAGCAGACUUCAGAAUAAGGUCUCUGGGAAGUCAAAAAGGGGAGCUCAGUUUUUAACAGAACUUGCCCCACUGUGCAGGAUAUCCUCAACAGAUGGAGAAGAGUACACCAUUUAUAGUUGUAUACGAGGGCGACUGAUAGAAGUGAAUGAAAACAUUCUUAGCAAUCCAGCUAUUUUGCAAGAGAAGCCAUCAACUGAGGGAUACAUUGCAGUGGUUCUACCCAAAUUUGAAGAGAGCAAGAGUAUAACUCAGGGACUUCUGACGCAGGAGGAAUACGAGGAAGUUUUGUUGAAACGUCAUAAUAAUUCUGCAUGAAGUUAAUUAUACAGGCAUCAUCUGUAUUUGAUAUUUAAUAAGUUUCUUGGACACUGUAACUUUCAUAGGAUUGAAAGGCCUGUGUGUCUGUUUUUAAACGUGGAACUUAAAACACUGGUUUCACACAAGAAUAAAACAGUCCAUUUUGUAUA
Cygnus olor (mute swan) is the source of this 733-nucleotide messenger RNA. RefSeq names its product actin binding transcription modulator (gene ABITRAM). The transcript has 6 exons. Bases 60 to 581 code for a protein of 173 amino acids. Lineage: Eukaryota; Metazoa; Chordata; Aves; Anseriformes; Anatidae. The record is from RefSeq and is a predicted model, not a curated record. Gene Ontology annotation, biological process: regulation of filopodium assembly; regulation of actin filament polymerization; dendrite morphogenesis. Gene Ontology annotation, cellular component: dendrite; filopodium tip; lamellipodium. Gene Ontology annotation, molecular function: actin monomer binding; actin filament binding.